Penicillium nucicola is the source of this 378-nucleotide messenger RNA. RefSeq lists its product as uncharacterized. Bases 1 to 378 code for a protein of 125 amino acids. The transcript has a single exon. The record is from RefSeq and is a predicted model, not a curated record. Lineage: Eukaryota; Fungi; Ascomycota; Eurotiomycetes; Eurotiales; Aspergillaceae.
AUGUCAACUCCCGUCGAAAUCACCGAAAUAAUCUGCCGGAAGAAAUCACAAUACGGCCGAUACAUUAACACCAAGCAAUGGGACAAAUCUGACCAAGUGGCAUUGCCUGAUGCUGAAUUAAUGUUCUUCGAUACUGACGGGUCUCUCCUAAAGACCGGGAAUACCUCGUUUGCGUUCCCAUCUUCUACAGCUUUUACAGAAUUUUUCACUAAUUUCUUCGCAAAUGCACAGAUGCUCCAUAUUUUCGGACCUGGAGAGUUGCAACUGAAAGCUAUUGAUGAGGUGGGAGCCAUAUGGGGGAUGGAAGAUCAAAUUAUCCUGAAACACGCUAUGGGAUCGGUUGAGAUCAGAGGCGGAGGGUACUAUCAUGAGACUUAG